AUGGUUGGCAGGUUGAACUUGCCAAAUGUAUGUGAAGGUGAUCCACUGGAUAUGAGCUGCAAGGCUGAUAGAGGACUUGACAGCCCGGACUCUGGGUUACCCCCGAGCCCGAGCCCCAGCGCGUGGCUCCUGCCUGUGUGCGCGGAUAAAGCCGGGGGUGUGAGCCCUGUGUCUGAAGAUGAAGGAAGGGGCUCCCUGGUGCCAGUUUCACCCUCUGGAUCUUUGCCACAGCUGCAGACGUUGUCCUAUGGGGAGGGUAUAGCUCUUGAUCCGUUACCGCCCAAAGAGAUAAGAUACACCUCAUCCGUGCAUUACGACUCAGACCGCCACUUCAUCCAGGAUGUGGCCCUACAGCCGUGGGGCCAGGGCCUCGAACACUGCAUGCAGACCAUCAUGGCCGUGCCCCAUAGCACCUGGCGCCACUACAAGACACAGCUGGAGUUUCAGCCUCGCCACCGGCCGCAAAGCUUCAAGAGCACCACUAUCCUCUACCCCAAGAAAACCAGCACCUUGUAUACCACAGAGCUGAGCUACGACUGCCACCGGCUAGCCAGGCGCUUCCUCUCCAGUGUAGAGCUGGAGACUGCUGGCAGUAGAAAGCUACCUCAGUGAGGGGGGGGGGGGGAGGGGGACAGGUGGCAAGGGGACAAGACUCCUAUACUGUAGCUCCCCCAAGACUGCCAUAGACCUGCUGUGUUGUCGUUACAGUUGUGUAGUCUGCUAUCCUUUUUUUUUUUUUUUUUUUUUUAACUAUCCAUCACAAGCUGUGGACAGGAAGCCGCUGUGCUGUGUGGCUACAGAUAGAGAUGAGAAGAUAUGGACUAAAUGGAUGAAAUGACUGUUCUAUCUAAGCCUUGAUAUGUUGAUAUCCCCACCAGUGGAUGAUUCAUACUUAGAAUAGAUAUUUUAUUGGACUCUUUGUUGUUUUUGUUGAUGGGGUGAAUACUUAUUGUCACUCUGCUCACAUCAAGGUGAACAAUAAUGCAAAGUGAAGAAGAAGAAUGAUUUUUUUUUUUAGAAGAGCAAAAAUGGGUUAGGUUUCAAGGUGGGCAAACAUAAGAGUGAAGGAGUGGCGGAGCAAUUAAAUGUGGUGUGCGGGAGUUUGGAUGCAUGCUAAAUCACUAACUUAG
Molecule: messenger RNA, 1130 nt
Organism: Scomber japonicus (chub mackerel)
Lineage: Eukaryota; Metazoa; Chordata; Actinopteri; Scombriformes; Scombridae
Gene: rflnb
Product: refilin B
Exons: 3
Coding region: 1-612 (203 amino acids)
Biological process (GO): negative regulation of chondrocyte development; skeletal system morphogenesis; negative regulation of bone mineralization involved in bone maturation
Cellular component (GO): actin filament bundle
Molecular function (GO): filamin binding
Source: RefSeq, a predicted model, not a curated record